Molecule: messenger RNA, 14938 nt
Organism: Porites lobata
Lineage: Eukaryota; Metazoa; Cnidaria; Anthozoa; Scleractinia; Poritidae
Source: the annotation of a GenBank genome assembly
GGGCAUUCGACACUAAACGAAAAAAAAAGGGGGAUGACCUACAGUAGAGUACUUAGAGUACUAACAAGGGAAAUUACAGCACUUGUUCAAGCUAUCAGUGAGUUCUGUUCUCUUCAAAUUAAAUUUUAUUCUUCUUUAUUUUUGGGUUCAUUCAGGUAUGAUAACAUUUAAUAACAUAACAUGUGUUUUUUAGAAAGAAGCUGGUCUUGAAAUAGUACCUGAGUACUGCCACUAGAAUAAAUGUGAAGAGCUAUUAUUAUAAGCUUAUCUGUGACUUUUUAGCAGGUUCCUUAGCAGUAAAUUAACUUAGAAAUGUAUGUCUAACAUCUGAUGGCAGUGUUGUUUUGGUUGGAGUAUCUUAUUCUUUACCUGGCACAUCUAUUUUAGAACCAAGUCUUGGUGAUGGUGAACACUCUACAGUGGAAUCCUCAGACAAAUCAAUGGAAAGGCCUGCUGAAGAAAGAGAGUUCUUGGAAGCACAGUGGUUAUGUGAACAUUAUCAGCGGCACUGCAGUGUAAAGUUCCCUUGUUGCAUGCAGUUCUAUUCAUGCCAUCACUGCCACAACAUCUCAACAGCCUGUGACAAUGAAGAGGCUAAAGCUUGUCAUGCCACUCAUUUAAAGUGCUCUUACUGUCAGCAUGAACAGGAGGUUAGCUUUUACUCUCAUUUCUUACUUCACGAAUUAAUGAACUGAAGGCAUAAAAUGACCUGUGUGUGGUUCUCGAGACUGUAUUCCUUUAUUUUGGCUCAAAAUGGUCCUUUAAAAAAUUCUCUUCUCUGAAUCACAAUUCUCCUACUCUUGUUUUAGUUUGUUUGCUCCUAAUUUUCAAGAGAAUUGUUGUUUAUUUCGGGGUUAAUCUUUUACUUUUCAAAUUCUUAGAGAUCAUUUGUCUCGAGUUCCGAUCGAAUUUUAAAGUGACUUAUUACUAGUUUUGUGUUAAAGGGGGCAUUGAUAUUUUUUUUUUUUGGAGGAAUGGAAAUCUGUAGUAUUCAGCAUGGCUAGUUGAUAAGCAUUAUAGUCUUGCAAUCUGGAUGUCCUUAGUGUGUGUCAUUUUGACCUCUAGCAGGCUUUUGGCCUUUUUGAGCUCAACUCCUUGGCCAUGCUUGUAAAAAUAGGCUCACUGUUUCACUACUGCCUGUUUUUUGUGUGUUCUUUUAUAUAUAUUUGUUUUUAAUUAAGAGCAUGUAAACUACACUUAUGUACAAUCCCAGAAAAAAGCAGCGGGGAAAGUUGCACAACUUGAAAAUAGUCCAUUUUACAUGUAAUCCUAAAAAACAGAGAGUUUUCCUUUUGCUAAAUACCCCCCUCCCCUCUCCUCCCCUCCCCCAAAGUUAUAACAGGUUAUUAUUAUGCACACCAACAUUAACAUUUUUCUCAACAUUGGGCCAGGGGCAGAGGGAGGAAGAAAAAAAAAAAGAGGUAAAAAGUAGCAGCCUUCCUUACACUUUUGACAAUGAUUGUACAUUGCAGCUAGAGCAAGCACGUAGAAGUAUUUGCAUUAACAUUUUAAACUGAGAAAAAAUUUUGGUUCUGGGAGUGAGUUGAACGACUGGUUCAAAUUAGUUUGGGGGCUGGAAGGGAGGGGGAAGGGAGUGACUGUAUUUUCAGAGUCUACCCUUCAUAUUUCUGUGUAAGUUGUGUUUGCCGCUCAAGUUACUGGGAGACUUGUUAUCCAUACUUUUUUUUGGAAUCAAGUUGCAUUUUAAAGCUUGGUUUAACGUUUUAUGGUUGUUGUCGUUACAGAUUUGUGAAGGUGGUGCCAGAUGUCAAAAGUGUAGUAGGGAAAUGUCUGCUUUUUUCUGCUCCAUCUGUAAGCAUUUCACCAGUUUGGAUGAAAAUCCUUAUCAUUGUGAAGAAUGUGGAAUUUGCUGGUAGGUCAAGAAAAUGUGACAUUUCUUUUGUAAAAUUAUUAUGACAUUAUUUAAAUAAGAUACACAUGUAUAUCCUUGUUUAAGAAAGUUUUAUGCCUUUUUGUUGUUUUUUAAAUAAUUGAUGGCUUUUUCCAGUUGUCUAAAGGAAUGACUGUACUUUUGUAAUAAUUACAGCAGGAAAGAAAAGCCGGGCAAAAUAUAAGAAUCAGUGUCAACUUGUAAAAUUGUUUACUAUGUGGUACAAAUUUUUUGCAGAACUUGUUUUUGCGCAUUUGGCGAUUUUUCAUGUUUGGCGGGAACUACUUUUUGCGAUUAGGAUAGAUUGGUUUUUCUUGCUGGGAAUUAGUUUUUGCAAUUUUCGGAAAGUACCCAGUACUGUGGUGUGCGUACCCUAUAUAAAACCGGUAUUUCAUUGCACACCGCUUUGUUUCUGAACAAAAGACACAAGUUGUAAUUGAACAGACAUGAUUUGUUAGUACUUUAUUUUUUUGUAGUGAAUUUAAAUUAGAGAAUAUUUACUCUGGAGUAAAUUUUUGCAGGAAAAAAUGUUGGCCAUAUUUUUAUUUGUGGGAACUUAUUUUUGCAGAUCGCUGGAAAAAUUGCCAAAAAAAUUGAAAAAAUUAGAACCUGCAAAAAUUUUGUGCCACACUGUAUACCUACUAAUUUUAUGAUUAUUGAAUGAUAUUAAGAGUGUUGUUUUUUAAUGUAUCAGCAUUAUUUUGUUUGUCAUUCAGGAUUCACAAGGACAAAUCAUUUCACCGUGAUGUUUGUAAUGUGUGUUUAGACAAACAGCUUGGGGGAAAUCACAAGUGUCGUCCAGAUUCAAGUCGUGAUGAAUUCUGUAUUUGCUUGGAGGUGAGGUUGAAUUAACAGUGAUCACAUACCAAUAAUGGACCUGAAUUUCUGGUUGUUUUAAAGAACAAUGUUUGUAUAAGCUUGUCAGAUAAAAAAGAGGGAUUUUUGUUGUAUAAGUUUGAGUGGAAAGAGUGUAGAUUAUAGGAUGAUCAUAGACAUGGUUCCAGCGAUUUUUUUUUAUCUGAGCUAGUUUUUUUAUCUAUCAGUAGGGUAGAGUCAAAGAUAGGAACUCUCGUUUACAGUGUUUAUGUUACAGGUUAAAAUUCAAUUCAAGUUAAAAUUUUUAACCUAGGUUGAUUCUCAGUUUCCUUUGUCUUCUAUCCUAAUUCAUGAACAAUCAGGACCAGAAGACAAAGGAAAUUGAGAGUCAACCUACACUAAACAUUGUCAAUCUGAAUUUUUAAUUCUGACCUGUAACAUACACAUCUGAAAGCUGUUGUAGUAAAUUGCAACGCUGAUUCGAUUGUUUGUUUGUUUUUCCAUAAUUUGUAGGAUGCAUUCAUUGGUUGCCAGAUAUUACCAUGUUCACACAAAGGCCACAGAGGAAGCACCAAUGUUGCUGUGACACAAAAUGGCAUGUAAGUCAUUACGUAUGUUACUCUUUUACUGACAUAUUUAAUGAAUGGUUUUUAUCUUCGAGAAAGUUGAUGCAAAUGGGAUCAAGUACAAUGCAAGAAAUAAGGUCAGUUGUGAUUCUACUAUUAAGUUAUAACUAUAAGGGUUUGUGGUUAACACAGUCGAACCUUUCCACAAAGACCACCUCAGAGACAGUGUCAGUGAUUCAGAUCCAUGAAAAAGUGAAUAGGACAAAAUUAAUGUCCUAAAGGGCUGAAUUUUCUUAGGACAUUUCUAGCUAUUGUCGGACAUUAUUUUCUUUUCUUAUGACAAAAUAGAUGAAAAGUUUAUCCUUUCAAGAUACUUUUUGUUUAAAAAAUACUUUCAUUCUGAUCAUAAUUCAGCCACGGGUAGCUUUUAAGCCAUCUCAGCUGGAAUUUUCUUUUAGCCUUGGGGGCAAUUUCUUUUGUUGGUCAGCGACAUCAGUUAAAUCUUCAUGAGCAACUUGAGUUGUUGUGCUUUCUUUAUCAGAUUUGUCUUCCCACUGCUUUCUUCGUUUUAAAAAGUACAUGUAUGACAAAGGUUUUUGGCUCUUUUCAGCCAUAACUAAGGCCUUUAGUUCACAUGGUUCGCUCAAAAUAGAAUCAGAGAUGUUGCCUGCAUUAUAACAAGCGCUCCUAUUGGCUUUCAUCUGACCAAUCGCACGCACUGUGAGAUCUUUGUAAAAUACAUCCAAGAUGGCAGCGGUUGCAUUAAUCGGUGUGCAUAUUGCAGCUCAGACUACAGAUAUUUUCGCUAUACAUGGAAAAUAAUGUGCCAAUCUCUAACAUGUAUCACUACCACAAGACACAUUAAUUUUAGAGUACUUCAUAUUAUUUUAUUUUCAUUUCAGACGUUUGUCAUAAUUUAGGUAGAUUUGUUCAGACAAAUAAAAAUUUUUUGUCUCAGACUAUGUCCCAGGACCGAUAUGGAUCUGAAUUGCUGGGACAGAGAAAAGUGGCCAUCGUAUGUGGAGAGGUGGCCGUUAUGGGGGGAUAGGGAUGUAAUUUGACAAUUUAUUUGUAGGGACUGACAACAUAUUUUUUGUGCAAAGUUCAUGCUUACUGCAUCCUUUAAUGGUAAUUCAAUCAGAAAUAAUAUCUAGAGGUAAAAUACACCAUAAAAACACUUGAAUAAUGUUUUGAAUCAGAAUGUAAACAUGACAAAACAAGAAAACAUUCACUAUAAGCAGUAUUGUAGACAAUUAAUUUAAGCUCACUGCAGCAUCUGCAGCUGUAUGAAUGGAACACAAUCAAAAUACAAUUGCCGCAAUUACUCAUCAAGGUGCAUAUGGAUCAAAUGUCAUGACCUGCACUCUUGACUUUUAAAUCAGUCACUGAAAAAUCUGGCCAUUGUAGAGAGAAUAUUUUGGCAGUUGGGGACAGGCUUUAGUGGCUGUUGCCAUUGUAGAGAGGUGGCCGUUGUAAAGAGGUUUAAACAAGAGUCAAUGUACGGACUGUCUGCCAGAACAAAAAAGUGGCCAUUGUAGAGAGGAGGGUUCGACUGUAAAUAAUUAUUUGAUAUUUUUUCUUUUUACAGAGAGGAGGAAGACAAAGGAGUGUCAACAGAAAAUCAAUACUGCACACUGCACAGCCUGAGUUCAGACGAGGGAUGUGUUGAUCCCAGGAAUCAUUUAGAAGACCUUUUAGAUAACCCACACCUCCAAACUAUAAGCCUGGAUGGUUCUAGUCUGGUGGAAAAGAAGUCCAUCCCGGUUGAUUUGGAGAAUCCAGCUGAGGCACUUUUUCUUACAGAUAAAGAAAAGCGUUUCAUGCAAUGUUAUGAUGCUCACCUACAAGGUAAGCUUAGCAUACAUUAUUUUUUCUUACGUACAGCAAUGGGUCAGUGUUCUGUUAACAAAAAAACAACAUAUCAUUCCAGGGCACAAAAUUGCGCCUGAUACAGUCGCCAAUACGCCUAAGUUUACUGUGGUGGCAACCUAGAUUCAAAAGUUCGUUGCCACGUUGGCAACCAGAACUCUUCGGGUGCAGUACACAGGGCUGUCAUUAAGAGGCAGGGGCAGGGGAUUUUCCCAGGCUACUAUGAACUUGGCUCCCGGCUACUUUCAUAGGAAAAUAGAAGAAAAAUAGAACCAAAAGAAACCCCUAGCUGGUUUGAUUCCCCGCCUACUUGUUGUAUUUACCUGGCAACUUGAAAUCUUAGUGACAUCCCUCGGUACAUCCUACCUUUAUGUAUUGUACAAUCAAAUAAAGCUUAUAAAGGUAAAGAUGAAUCAGUACCAACAACUGAGGUUUGUAGGAAAAUCGUCAUGAACUCUUCAAAGUCAACAUAUCAACACCCACCAUCUUAAAUUUUCCAAUAGUAAUUUUGUAUAUUGUGGAGUGUGGAUUGAAAUGUCCCCUUUGCUAACAAGGCGUAUUGUGUGCUAACAAAACUCCGCACUUUUCCGAUUCCAUGUGCUCUCAUUUAGCAUAAUUAUGGAAUGAUUUAAAUUUAAAAUGAGUGCCAAUGAAAACAGUGAUCAGGAAAAUUUGGAUAUGUUUGUAUGAUUACUCAUCCCGAUCAAGCUGUGACUUUUCUUUCUUGGUUACUAAAGGAAUUAGAUUUCAUAAACAAGUCAUCAAAGAACUAAGCAAAUAAUAUUGAUAUAAAUAUCUUUAUGGAGAUUUGACUAGUUUGUUUUUUUCCCGUUGUGAUGGCAGGUCCUACAUUAUGUAGUCCAGUAAGAUAUUUCGUAAAGUUCAUAUUAGAAACAAUAGUUUAGGAAACUUAUCAACUUCAGUUUCUGAAAUUUUUUGAAAGAUUGUUAUAAACUUAGGACUUCCUGGCACAUAUGUGGCUGAUUGCACACCUAAUAUAUACCAGUCUUUGAGAUAAGUGGACAUCCAUGAUCAUCAAACUGGAUGGUCUGUGAUGGCAAACAGAAUAAAUCCAACAAAUGAUAACAUUGGUAAUGUUCAUUUGUUUCUGUUUGUUCUUUAUUAAGUAACUAAGCAGAAUUGUUGUUUGCUAUUCUUUAGAGAUUUGAGACAAAACAUUCAGGUAUUCCAAAAGCUAGGAAACCUAUAAUAUAAUGCAUUUAUCAUAUGGCCUUUUUUUUUUGUUUCUGAAAAAAAAAAAUGGUUACUAACUUUUUGGACUUGGCGACCACUUUGGAAAAUUUAGUAGGGAGAUGUCUUCUUGAGAAAAGUUUAUUUCAUGCCCUGCAUUCUUUUCUGUGGUUAAGUCCCAGUUUUAUUCUUCUUUGCCUUUUGGGUACAUUACAGUCAAACCAAUAAAACCAUGAACACUUGCAAUAUUUCAGGAAUGUUUAUUGUGUUAUGACCAAUCACUGCAAAGAUCGGGACGUGCAAUCCAGAUACAAAACCACAAACUGGUUAACGUUCUUGCUCGUAGUUUAGCUUUCUCACGCCUGUUUGGCUUUUUUCUUGCAACACAAUAACAUUGCAGAAAUAUUUGUGGUAUUCAUGGUUUUCCCGGUUUGACUGUAAUAACAUGAUAGAGUUUAAUAACGUACACUGUGACAUGUGACUGAGCGAAGCAAAUGUCAGAAUUCACCACCACUUACCUGCAUCUUGUUGAAUGACCAAAGUGCCCAUGAAGAUCUUCCUCAUUCUUUUAAUUGUUCCAAAAGUGAUGGGGAUGUACAUGUAUUCUGAAGUUGUUCAAAUCUUUGAGUUGUUUGCUGGCUUCUUUGCAGGAAAUGAACUUGGAAAUACAAUGUCUGAUGGUGUUUUAGCUGGAGCGUCCUCACCCAGCACAUCGUUUUUUGAACCACAUCUUGGUGAUUUUGAACGCUCCAGAGUUUCUCUGUUACACAACAGUGAUCAUAAAUCCUCAGACAACUCAUUGCUGGCUCUGGAAAGGUGUGUUGCAGAAGCUUCUGCUGUUAUUAAACGUGUUCUUCAGGAGAGAGAGGAAGAUGAACAGUUUGGAAGGGGAAUAGAAGCAGAACAGAACAGUUAACAGAAGAACAAAGAGCUAGAGGAGGGGAGGAGAGAGAAGAAAAAGAGUUGGGCUACACCCAGAGAAAAGAUGCAAGUGAUGCGCUGACACAAAAUGGCAUGUAAGUCUCGUGUUACUCUUUCAAUGAUAAAUAUUGUUUAUAACUUAUGAAAUAGUGAUUAUUUAACAAUUAGUCGUCUCAGACAACGUGAAUAUCGGCGAAUAGUCACCAAGAUGAAGUUGAGGUGACUAUUCGCCGAUAUUCACGUCGCCUGAGGCGAUUAAGUUGUUUUAGUAUAAUUACACUGAUGAUUAUUCGAGAAAAUAAAAUUAUUGAUCAAUUUCCGACUCCGAAGCAUCAACAAAUCUGGCUGCCAUUUUGAAAACUGCUAGCCUUCAAUGUUAUAAUCACUGCGCGGUGAUUAUAGCGGGAUGAAGUGAAGCUCCUAGCCAAUCAUAGCGCUCUACUUUCGAUAAUCAUCAAUGUAAUAAUACUAAACUGGUUUAAGAUAUAUAACAAUAAAUUACUGGAUGUGGCUGGCUAUCAUCUGAAGAAUUAUGGAGAUAGAGGAGGGUGUUAUUGGUUAACACCUUCCAAGAUCUAAAAAACAUUUCAGAUGAUGCAAAAGCUGAAUUCAUUCAAAAUAAUUCCCAGUUUAAAAGCAAGCUUAGAGAUACUUACCUCUAUCACCGCAAAAAUCAUCUUCAACUGCUUGUUUAUUCUCAAGUUUAGGAGAUUAAAGCACCGUGCAAAGAAAGUAGAGUCCGAUAGCUCAGGGCUAAUGGAUUUUGCUAUUGGGCUAGUAAAUUUUGUUCUUAAGGUGGCGUGACAGGAUUUUUUGAGGGGAUACCUGCCAAGUUUGAGUAUUAACUACAUCGCCAUGAGUAAAGAUAUGGGAAGAAGAUUACCACAACUGUAUUAUAUAAAGAUGAAAAUUUCUUAUGAUCUGGGUUUUAUUGCAAUCGGAGUCACCAUGGCAACGUAACAAUGCCAUUAUGUUUUUUAUUUAUCUUUGUGCUUCUCUCUUAUCACUUAAGGGAGUUUGCACCUGCCAUAAUUGCCUCAAUUAUGUCAAAGUUUGAACAAAUUCUAUGAGAGCGUUUUCGAAAUAUUUUGAAACGAAGUUUUAAGCAUCAUAAAAACAGUGAAAUAGCGUGCUAUCCACACAAUUAGCUAGUUUUUUCAGAAAAUGAUAAGCUUUGGAAACGCGGCUUCAUCUUAUAGUGGUUUGAUUCCAUCGAAAACUGCGUACAAGAAAAGAGGGGAAUUGCUCUGAGCGAUCGCAAGUAAGAAGAAUUUUAUUAACUUGCAUUCAGCUGCUUUUGUUACAGUUUUUGCACGUAAUUUGGCCCAUGCCUAUAAUUUCGCAUUUUUCAAAAAACUGUUUGAUAAAUUUUUCUAUAAAUUUGACAAUCCCGAGAUCAAUUGCCAAUAAAUAUACCCUGCAAGUUUCAAGAACAUUGAAAACAGACAAGGCUUUUAAAUAGGGCCUCAAAUAUAACCAAUUUUUCCCCCAGGUUUUGUGUUUACAAGUGAGCGUCCUCAUUAUUCACUGGCAUUGUUUCCAAGUUUCAUAGGCACGUGCACAUUUAGCAAAAAGAAAUAAAUUUGCAUCAAAAAGAACUCUCAAUUACUUUUGGAAAAAAAUAUUCUAAUAAUUGGCUUGUGUCACAGUAGUGAGAGCCGAGACGGUGAACGUCGUGGCUCAUCGUGUAGGAUGCAAUACUUAGUUAUCUUACCUGGGUUAUAACAUCACAGAAACUCUUACAAAGAGCUCCUGUGAUGUCAUAAUAUAUCUCUAAUUUCUUUACCUGGUUAUUAGCAUAUUCGGGGGAUUUAACCGAGGGUCCUUUUUUAUGCAAAUUCUAUCUUUUUGCUAAAUGUGCACGUGCAUAUGAAACUUGGAAACAAUGCCAGUGAAUAAUGAGGACGCUCACUUGUAAACACAAAACCUGGGGGGGAAAUUGGUUAUAUUUGAGGCCCUAUUUAAAAGCCUUCUCUGUCUUCAUUGUUCUUAAAACUUGCAGGGUAUACUUUUAGACGAUUGAUCUCGGGAUUGUCAAAUUUAUAAAAAAAUUUAUUGAGCAGUUGUUUGAAAAAUGUGAAAUUUGUAGGCAAACCACUAUGACAUGAAGCCGCGUUUCCCCAGCUCAUCAUUGUCUUAAAAAUUUAGGUAAUUGUGUGGAUAGCAUGCUAUUUUACUGUUUUUAUGAUGCUUAAAACUUGGUUUCAAAAUAUCUCAAAAACGCUUUCAUAGAAUUUGUUUAAACUUUGCUAUAAAUGAGGCAAUUAUGGCCGGUACAAACUCCCUUAAGCGAUUUCUUAAAAAAACUCUUGGUACAGAGAAACACAAAGAUAAAUAAAAAACGUAAUGACAUCGUUACGUUGCUAUGGCAACUCCGAUAUUUGCAAUAAAACCCAGACUAUAAGAAAUUUUCAUCUUUAUAUAAUACAGUUGUGGUAAUCUUUUUCCCAUAUCUUUUCUCAUGGCGACGUAGUUAAUGCUCAAACUUGGGAGUUACCCCCCCCCCGCCAAAAAAAAAAAAUCCAGUCGAGCCACCUUAACUUGCCCUAGUGAAGUUUUUUGAGAAAUUCCAAUUACAUUCCAUAGUUUCCUUUCUCCCACAUUUUUGUGUUUUGCAGUGGUGUUAAUAAAUAGUUUGCAUUUUAAAAAUCCUUGAGAUCAGGGUCAAAACUCAACUUUGAUUUUUUUUCACUAGUAUCAGGUUCAUCACGUGAUUGUGAUGCUUGUUGUUUGACCUAAACCUAAGGGGAGACAGCAACUGUCUGUAACUGACACCCAUGAUAGACACUGCCCUAAAAUGGAUACUCAUUGUUGGUUCUUGCCACUUUCUUUGACUGUCUUAAGGCAGACAGUUUUCUUGUAAGACAGACACCAAGUGUUGUUCCCAUUGGUGUCCAUCUUAGAGAAAAUCAAUGGAGAUGUGAACUAAUGAUGUGAAAAAAAAAAUUUCCCUUUUUACAGACAGAAUCACAAUCAUGGCUCAUGUUUAUGCACAAGAUGCAUAUCGACCAGGGAAGAUGAAGACAGAGAAGUGUCUCCUGAGUUACCUUAUGCAGAGAGCUGUCAAUCUUCUACACAAAAUGGGGUUGACUUUGAUAAUAAUUGUGCUCAGUCACAAACUCAUCAGUCAUUUGAUGCAUUUUUGAUAAGUUUGUCUUACUGGUCAGAAGCUGACUCAAACUAUGAUGAGGAGAAUCAACCCCUUUACACACCACUCGAUUCCUUUUCAGAAGGAUUAGAUUCGAAUUUCGUAGCAAGACACACUCAAGAUAAAGGCCUUUAUGAGAUUGCUAUUUCAGAAAUUUCACAACAGAAUGACAUUCCAUCACAGCACACACCAGGAUCAUACCUGGAUCCUGUUCCUGGCAUUGUAUUUGGAUCGCAAAGAGCCAAUUCAUUCUAUGGUGAUGUUUGCCAGAAUGCAUCUGAUACUCAUCUAGGAAGAGAAUUGCCAAGUUAUGAGUCCUCAUCAGUAAGUGAUACAUGAUUAACAGCUGCUUGCAGGCUUCAAGUGUUUACUUUCUAACCUUUACCUCUCUUCAUUCUAAACCCCAACAGGACUGGGACCACUUAGGUGCUAGACCCCGACAGUCCUCCAUCUCUCCUAAUUCCCAAUCACAGCAUUACUGGAACCGCUUAGGUGCUAGACCCCGAGAGCAUCAAUAUUCAACCAGUGCCACUCUCCCUUCCCAUCCACAGCAGGAUGAUGACUGGGCCUCCCCAGUUACUAGACCCCAGUUGGUCCUAAGAGGACUUGCAUAUGAUGAAUCCAUAGAAGAUGAAUCACUUCAGAUCGAUGGGGGAAGGGAAGGAACAGGAGAAAACCUGGAAGCUGGAAUAAACAGUGCCUUUUUGUUAAAGCGAUCAACAGAUCAAGCCCUUUUAGCGUGGGCACUUUGUGAGCACCUUUUGAUGGAGGAAGAACGUGUGCAGCUGGGAACAAGAAUCAAAAGGAAGGAGAAGUUGAUAAGAGAGGAGAGAGCCUGUAAAGAAGAAAAAGAGUUUCAGGAGGUAAGCAGUUGUAAUCUCCAACUACAUGUAAGUGACUACAUGUAAUAAUAUACUUGUUUGAACAACAUUGGCACUCAUCCAGUUUGCUACGUAUUUGGGCUCCAAGUAUUAAAGAUGGAACAUUAUAUUACCAAUACAAGCAUUCAUCAUUCUAAGAGAAGUUACACUUAAAGUGUGUUGGAACAUGUAACUGGAUAGCCUUUUGCACCUCAAACAAUCUGAUAUGACAGGAAGUUUUAAGAGCAUGCCUAGGGGGUGGAAAUUUAAAUCUGCUCUUGCACAGGGCUUAUAAUAAUGCAAUAAAGAGCAUUCUCUUGAGAAAUUUUAGUCUGGUGGUUUUCAAACAUUACAAUUUUUCCCUGCAAAAUGUCUUGUUGGUUCAUAAGUCUGAACAGUAGUUAAAUUCAAAGUUGCACGGAAAUUCUUAGUACUACAGGUGCCUUGUUCAGAAUAUGUGCACUUUUUAUCUAAACUGGGCAAUUUAUUUUUCUCUUUUUAUCUUUUAGACUGCUCAAAACUGUGUCAAAUGUGGUGAGAUUGUUGAUGCACAGCAGCAGGAAAGUCACCCAUGUCAUCCUGAUAAAUGCUGUAUCUGCCAAGUGGUGAAUUGAAAUUUGUUAUCUUUGCAAACCCUAUUUUUGGUUUUGAAAAGGUCUAAUGAUUUUAACAUAAAUCUCAGUGCAAUCUACAUGUAACUUCAUCCCUUGGACAUUUUAUUUAAUUAUGGCAUUAAUUGUUACUACAUUGUUAUUUAUUAUUACAUCAUUAUUCAUGGGUUUCAAUGAAAAUUAAAUUGGAGUAGCCAGCAGGUUUGAAAAGAGUAACCCACUGUAUCAACCAGGGCUUUCUGAGAACAUAAAAUGCGAUUUCCAGCGUUGUUGGGAGGCUCCGCCCUGAGGUUCAACCCCUUACCCUUUUUUAUAGCAUUUUUCACAAAAAAGGAACCCCUUUCGACGUAUACCUUCUAUUGACAAAUGGUACCCCUUUCACAUACCUAGUUAAGAACUUUUUAUCUCUUUUAACUGCUGUAAAUGCAUCACCUUUUUAAUAGAAAUCAAGCCAUAAAAUUCCUCUGGAAGCCCUUUUGGGCCCUUUCAGAGACCCAAAUGACACAUUUCCCACCUUUUUUAGUUUUAUAUACUUCAAUGAGUGAAAUCCGUACCCUUUCAUAAACACGUGCCUGAGGCCUGAAAAAGAUACCCAUUUUGGGUGGAGGCUUCCCGCUUCCCUUUACAUGUUUGCUUUCUUCACACAAUGUGCUCACUCAUUGACAAUUUGGAGGAACUGCUAGCACAUUCUAAGCUGUUAACUCGGUAUAUCCAGUGUAUGUAUGAUGCUGCAUAAAAAUAUUAAGUUUUAAAUUAUUAAAUUAAAUUAAAUUAUUUGAUAAUAUUUUAUUGCUAUAGAAAAAGACAAGUUUGAAUAAUUCUAGAAUAUCUCUUUAACCCCACUAAAGCUCAUGCAAUAUUCUCACUGAUAAUCAACAUAAUGUUAACUAAAGGAUCAAAACGAAUAUCAGAACAAAAGGGGUGCCCCACCCCUGUUUUCAUAGGUAUGAACGGAAAAAUUCAUCCUGAUUUACUUACAGGUACUUAUUUUUUUCUUUUCAGUAUUUGGAUGACUUUAUUGGGUGCUAUGAGGUCCCAUGUGGACACAAGUUCCAUGAGGAGUGCUACUUAGAUAUGUUGCACAACAACAUGUAAGUACUAUUUUCAGACAGUGUUACUAAGGUUCACGUUUUGCAUGAAGAACGUUUUUGGUCGCGGUUGUUCAAAUAUUGGAUAGUGUUAUCCACCAGAUAAAUCACAAUCCAGUGGAUAAGGUUUAGGGAAACCAAUAUUGCAUUAACCAUUGGAUAGUGUUUUUUCCAAUGGAUGGCAUCAUUCAGCUUUUGAAUAACUGUUGCCUGGUUAAAAUGAUUAUUAACACUUUGACUCUAAAAUGAAUAAUUAGUCUUUUGAAUUGAUUUUACCCACUGACUCUGUUGAAAGGGAACCUCUUUGGCAGUACUUUCAGAAAGUACAAAUUAUUUUUUCAGCAUCUCUCAAAAUUAAAUUUGGAAAUCUGGAACUGCAUUUUGACUUUUGUAGACUGCAAGCAGUCUCUCUUUUUCUUCAGGUUUAGUGAGGGGAAUGCACGCAUGUGUGAGCAUCAACACUAGAAAUGUCUCGUGGCUUCAGUCACGCAUGGUCAGUUGUGUAUCUUGCAUGUGUCGGUCGACAGGCCAAGAGGAAAGAGAGACUGCUCAUAGUUUUAUAACUUUGGACACUUCUGGGAUUAAUUAACAAUUACUCAACUCAGGUGACGUGACUAUUCACCGAUAUUCACUUCACCUGAGGCGACUAAUUCUUUUAGUAUAAUUACAUUGAUGAUUAUUUGAGAAAAUAAAAUUACUGAUCAAUUUCCGACUCCAAAACAUCAACAAAUCUGGCUGCCAUUUUGAAAACUGCUAGCCUUCAAUGUUAUAAUCACCGCGUGGUGAUUAUAGCGGAAUGAAGCGAAGCUCCUAGCCAAUGAUAGUGCUCUAUUUUCGAUAAUCAUUGUAAUUAUACUAAAAGGGGUUAAAAUUACCCUUAGUUUCAUGCCAAAGAGUUUAAGAAAUGAAUUCACUAUGGCCUGUAGGGUCUUAGGUUAAGUAGAGCUGUAUCUCAACUAUCCUGAAAAGAUAGACAAGUUCUUUUAAAACUUCUUUACCAUUCAGACACGUUUUUGCACAAGAAAAUUGAUUUGCUCCCUCUUUUUGAAAUAAAAGGUUUAAAGGUUUGUUUAUAGUGGAACUGCACUUAGCUUACCCAGUUAGUUUACAGGCACUCCACACAAAUAAUUCUGAAACAGAGCUACGUGUUCCCUAACAGGCUGACCUUGGGCUCAGCGCUCGUGAUUUCUAAUGACAUUUCUUUAGGAGGUCUUGAACUUGACCUGCAAAACGUUCUAAGCUUGUUCAGUUCGUGUUAGUUAUUGUUAUUUACAUUGUAUCGGUAAAGUUAACACUCAGAACUUCUUAAAGUCAUUUUAAACAAAGGGAUCUUUCAAUUGUGACCACUUUUAAGGAAGCUGUCUCAGCUCUUGCCUCUUCUAAAAUAACAUUAUUAUUCAGUUAGAAUCAAGUCUUGUUGCAUUGAUCCCAGCACUAGAUGAGCAAGCCUCAAGAGGGACUUAAGCAAAUUUUCAAAAUUUUUUGUCAAAUUUUGAAGAAGACUUGUUGCUUCCAAAAUGUUUUUUGACCAUCAAGGGUAAUGUUGUUAUAAUUAGUUUGGCUUAUUUUGAAAACCGGUAGUAACAGGAUGUAUAUAGGGCAAUUUUUGUCGAGGUAUGAAUCGUUGUGUUAUUGCGUUUUAGUGACACCUGCCCACUGUGUCGCCAACCAAUUUGAAUCCUCUCUGAGAGCACCACAGGAUAAUUCUGCCACAGUGUGAAAUGUUAGUUGUAUUUAGUUGUAUUUGUGUUAGUUGUUAGUUGUGAAAUGUUAGUUGUAUUAAGAAAGACCCAGGUACUUUUAAGUACUGUUGCCAUGGAAUUGCUUGCAUGUGCAGUACUCUAUUUAUAUCCAAAGUUUAUAUCAGAUGUAAGAUAUUUUUAGUCAUAUUUUUAUGACAAGUUUUGAUAAUAGUUAUUAAUCCUAAGAAUCUUAUUUUAAAUUGUAUUUUUUUAUUGGCUACUCCACCCGUUACCC